UCUGGCUAACCCCUCCCUUUCUCGCAGUCACUCCCCUGACGCUGUCCUCGUACAUCAACAAACAGUUUCAAAUAUGUGAAAACCGACGGGCCUCACGCUGAAAUCAGGACAAGAGCGGCAUUUCUAAAGGGUCUUGUGCACAUAAUUUGCCUACGAUGUCAAUGAGCUGGACGUGGCGAUUGAUUGCAGUUUUAUUGCAGGGCUGAGCAGAGGAUGUGAGCAGCACGUGGUUUUUCUCCGGAGGCUCUGGGGCUCUGGGUGGCCGUCGUGGGGCUGGCGUGAGCAGCCCCUGCAGCCGGCGGCGGGGUAAUGCUGACGGCUGUCCAGCAUGACUCCGCUGGACCUGUGGCUCUCGCGCUCCAUUCCCAUGUGCCUCCUGCUGCAGAGCCUGGUGCUCAUGGCACUCUGCUUCCCCUCGGCCAGCAUGUGCCCCAAGGGCUGCGCAUGCCAGCAUGCCGACCACCCCCUCCACGGCCUCAACGUCACGUGCAGUCUCUCGCGUCUGCGAGAGAUCCCUCCCGACCUGCCGCUGGACACGGUGCUGCUGCAGCUGGACCGCAACCACAUCCAGGCAGUGCCCGACCGGGCCUUCCAGGGCCUGCGAGCACUGCGGCGCCUCAACCUGUCGCAUAACGCCGUAGAGACGCUGGGCGAAGGUGCCUUUGCCGGCCUGGAGGCGUCACUGGAGGUGCUGGACCUGUCGCACAAUCGCAUCGUCAGUGUGCACAAGGACGCCUUUACACGGCUCAAGGCACGCGUACUGGUGCACGACAACCCGUGGCACUGCGACUGCGCCCUACAGCAGGCGCUGGGCGGGAUGGCCCAUAACCACGAGGCAGCAGCCCGCGUACUGUGCCGCAGCUCCGAGCUGCGCGACCAGGAGGGCCGGCCGUUCCUCGCCGUGGACACGGACCUGUGCAAUCUGGCGCACCGCACCACCGACUACGCCAUGCUGGUGACCAUGUUCGGCUGGUUCGCCAUGGUCAUCUCCUACGUGGUGUACUACGUUAGGCAGAACCAGGAGGACGCCCGCCGCCACCUGGAGUACCUCAAGUCGCUACCCAGCAAGCCCAGGAAGCCCGACGAGCCCGAGGACAUCACCACUGUUGUGUGAUAAAGGGGGUUAGGGGGGAGGGGCCCACGCUCGAGGCGACCGAUGUUUACGCCACAAACGCCUUGACUGAGAAAAGACAUACACACAUGAAGGGGAUGGAUUUCUGAGAGCAAUUCAGUCUUACUACAGCUAAGACACUGACCAUAGAUGUAGUCUAAAACUCAACCUGUGUCUUCUCUUCUCCCAGUUGUGCAUUAUUGUUACAUCAUAUUUAGGUCAAUUUGUAAUACUAUUCCUGACUGUCCACAAGAGAUUCUUAAAACAUGACUUCAAAAGUGGCAUUAGUACAAUAAUCACUAGAUCUUUAAAAGGCAGACAGUGUAAAUGUUGUGCUUCAGACACAUUGGAACAAUGGUUUUUAUGUUCCACCAGUUAAAAUGCAAUCAGUAGACCAUUACAUAAACUACCCAUCUCUAUAAACAAUUGCUAAUACAUUUAUGACCAAUACAGGUAUUUUGGGACUUCAAAUCUCAGGUGUAAAUGUUGAUACAGAUUUCAAUGACUUGUAAACCUUGCCCCCAAAAACGUUUCUCCAAAAUUUUAUAAGAUACUUAUUGAGUGGCCUCUUCAUACAGUCAGCUACACAAUAUUGUUCAGAAUAUGAUGUCUAAAAUGCAUGUCUGAAAUCAUUUGAUUACCUUUAAACUCCAUGGAUUUUAUUAGCUAAUUGAUAAUCAUAUAAGAAAGGGCGUGGUCAUAGUGGUUAUUAACCGAAAUGGGACGUUUUCUUCCGACAUUCAGAAAAAUAACCUUGAUCCUUGGACUUUUGUUUACUUAGUCUCUGUUACCUCAUUGUUGUUAACCCGUGGCUGUUGGAUAGUGUAGCGCUAAAAUGUCUGUGUCUAUGUCUGUGUGAUCCAGAGAGCAGUAGCAGCAGGAACAUAGUGAAUAUUUCCAUCCAUUCGGUACCACCAAGCAGUCCAUCUCAUUCUUUUCAUAACUCUCAGAGUGCUGUAAUAUCUCUCAUGUGUAACUUCAUUAGCCACUAAUAUCAUUAGUAAAGCAGAUGAACUGACUGACGUCUUUCCUGCCAAAGGAAGUUCAUAGUGAAGUCGUGUUUCUGGGCCAUGCUCCGGGUCCGCCUCCAAUCUUCAUAUCGCUCCGGAGGAGGGGGGGGGUCGCGACCCUGCUGAAUCCUGCGCCACCAGUCUUCUCCGCGAGGGCUACGUAAGAUUAUGUAAUCGGCCGUGUGAGCGGCACAUUGCGGCUGUCGGUCUCCUGACGGCUCGCUCACUCGAGAGGGUGAGGGCGAGGAAAAGACGAGGCAGAGAGACCAGGCAACGAGAGAGACGCGGUGGUAAGGGGAGUCUUAAUAAUUGUGCUGGCCUUUGGGAUAUGAUGAGGGAACGGGCAAAGUUUUGUUGUGUUCUCUCACGCCUUCCUCUGGCCUCAGUUACGAGGUGCUUUUCAGCAUAGCAUUUUAAUUAUAAAUACACUAAGUGAUGGGAAAAGGGGCGUUAGCGGUGUCUUUUAGCUAUAGUUAUCCCCGCUGUAAACAACAGUUCUGUUAAAUGGGAAUGUACGACCGGCGGAAAUCCCUUUAAAGCGUCGUCGUUAAAUGUACAGUACCUGUGAUGUCCGUCGCCUUCUCUUGCGAGAAGCAGCUCCACAUGCACCGUGUAGCGCUCGUGAGGGAGGGGGAGCCGCGCGUGGAACGCGCGAGCCACAAUGAAGCACGGUGAAGCCAAGGAUUCGGGAGAUUGUUUUUUUUUUUAUAAGUGCCUGAAAUAACUCGCCUUUCAAUAACCCAUUCUGUCAGCUGCGCGUUAUUUCACGUUAUUCGCGGAUAAUUCACGUGUGCCCUGCCUUAGGGAUGCCCUCUUCUUCCAUACCGUUUUCUACACAAAUAACAAGUGAUUAAGAGAAAUCCAUAAGAAAACCUCGGCACACGUUUGGCCUGGAGUGGCACUGAGGAGCCGGUGGCUUCGCUCUCACUUAUGUUGUGUAAGGACGAUCGAAAGCGUGGAAUUACAGGGCAGCGUGAUUUUCUUCCAUUCAUGUUUACACUUGUCAUCAUUGUUCUACCCAACAUACAUAAAAUUGUCUAUUGCAAAAAAAGUAUCUGAUUUUGAAGACCUAACACUGAAUACCAGUUAUGGUAGGCUACAUCCCGUUUAAGCGCAUGUAGGAGAAAAUGAAAUAAAAGAGGCAUUAACUCUG
Messenger RNA from Electrophorus electricus (electric eel), 3274 nucleotides. It is a transcript of the gene lrrc3b, whose product is annotated as leucine rich repeat containing 3B. Gene Ontology annotation, molecular function: protein binding. The record is from RefSeq and is a predicted model, not a curated record. NCBI's taxonomy places the organism in Eukaryota, Metazoa, Chordata, Actinopteri, Gymnotiformes, Gymnotidae.